This is a messenger RNA of Zerene cesonia (dogface butterfly), 1805 nucleotides long. RefSeq lists its product as uncharacterized. Gene Ontology annotation, cellular component: cilium. Gene Ontology annotation, biological process: cilium movement; outer dynein arm assembly. The record is from RefSeq and is a predicted model, not a curated record. The transcript has 11 exons. The coding region runs from base 1 to 1665 and encodes 554 amino acids. Lineage: Eukaryota; Metazoa; Arthropoda; Insecta; Lepidoptera; Pieridae.
AUGUUGUCUGCAGCAAAAGUCCGCAUCCAUGGGAUGCAGGAUGAGAAUUGGGUGAUAAAGGACAAGAUCAAUCAAUACAGAGGUCUCAUCAAAUUAUACGAACGUGACCGCAAGAUACAUGAGGGCGAUUUGGCGAAACAGAAAAAGCGAUAUUGCCGCGAUAUUCGACAACUACGCAAGGACAUUAAUACAAAACGAGAGGAAUUGGGUGUAGCCGUGUACGGCGAUAAGCAGUUUUUGAGAAAUGCAUUCCAAGAACACAGGCGCUUGCAGCUCACCUACAUGAACAGUCAAGCUGAUAAAGUAUUAGAGAGCAUUCAUCAAGAAAAUUUCAAUAAGAGAAAGCAGCUUGAUCGGAUUCGCUACACGAAAAAGAAAAAAAUGGAAAUGUUUCGGCUUACGCAGCUAGAGUCGGCGGAGUUAAGAGAUCGCCUCCUAUAUGAAGUGGGGGGUAAAUUGCCCGCUGAGAAAAAGGAACAAGCGGUAGCUAACUACGUACAACGUGCAAAUAUAAAAAAGAACGCGGCUUUAGCAAUAAAAGUCAUGUACAAGAAGAUUCUAGAUAUUCUUAAAAAGGACUCCUCAUACUUCACGGUAGUUUUGGAAGCGCUGAAACUCGACUGCAGGGCUCAAGGGAAAUGUUUAAUGGGCGCUACGGAGAUGGGACAGCUCGCUAUGGAGUAUCUUGACGAUAGAAAAUUUGAGUUUAGCAAACUGGAGAAGGAGAUUAAAACAAACAUGAAAGAGAGAGAAAGAACGCUGAAGUUGGUCCGGCGUGAAGUAGCUUAUUUGACGGAUUCCUUCCCCAACCUAAUUAGAAAAGAGGAAGCGACAAAUUUAGACGACCUUUACGAAGACGAAGACGCUGGAAGCAAACACUCAGUGCAUUGGGAAUUGGAGGAGGUUAUGGGAAUUUGCAAACGUUUACAAAAAGCCACCCUUGUUCCAUCGUUUGACAAAAUUCUUUUAAGAUUGAAAGAACAGCAUUAUCAGACGGAACGGCUAAUGAUGCAAUUGACUUUGAAUGGAACGAAGAGGGACGCCCUUAUUGAAGACCGAAAACACGCCAUGUUGAUGCUUGAUUCAUUGAAGAAUGUGGGACAGGAGAAAACGGCAAUGUAUAUUAAUGAAAAGAAACAGCUUAAGGCAGAGUUUGAAGCCGAAGAUAGGGAGGGGCGUAAUUUGACGAAGGCUUUAAACGAGAAGGGUCAGCUGAUAAUCGAAAUGAAGACAUCGUUACAGCAAAUCAAUCAACUUUUAUCAAGCGUUGGUGCUUCGAACGCGCCUCGACCGUUCCGUGCCGUGCCACCGGCAAUCCAAUAUGCAUUUGACGAUAUGGUUCAACCCGUACCAGAAGUCGAGGCUGAUUUCGAUAAACUAAUACUGACCGCUCGCCAAAAGCUCAAUGUGCUCAUACAAGCCAUUUCUAAGAUGGAGGUUACAAGUGAAGUGCGAGCUAACGCCAACUUGUUUUACCACAACAUUCUGGCAAGGACCAUGCGAGACAAUUACAAAGACGAAGUUGUCGCCGAAGGAGGUUUAAUUGAGUUUGAAAUGGAAGAUCCCAACGUUCCCAGUCAUGCUGUUAUUAAACUAAGAAGUAAGCAACUGGUGGAAGCUCAAGUGAGCGAAUUUGAUGUACCUGAUGUACCAGCGAAGAAGUGAUUGGAAUUACCGAUUGCUAUUUAUAUAGUUCUUUCUAGACAAAAGCAUACGUGAAAUUGUAUGAUUAGUUUUUGGUUGGUUUGUAGAUUGGUUAGAUCAUGGUCAAUAUACGUCAGUACAUAAGUAUAUUGUAUCUUAUA